AUGGCCGAGCGUGGACAAAAGCGAAAGUUAGAACUGCACACAUUAGACAAUAAGUACCAAGCAGUCAAGGCGGUGGAAGGAGGAACUUCUCGGACUGCGGUGCAGGAACAGUUUCAUGUCAAGCGCAACACUCUGAGCGGCUGGAUCAAAAACUCCACCAAAAUAAAAGAGCAAUACGAGUCCGGAAACGCCAACUCCAACUGCAAGAAAAUAAAGCUGGCCAAAAACCCCGAUGUGGAGAAGGCCCUUUACUUGUGGUACUGUGACGUGCGGAAGAAACAUCCCACGCUCCCACUUCGACGGGACUUGCUUUCGCAGAAAGCGGAACAGUUCGCCAGAGACCUCGGAGCCGCCAACUUCAUCCCCUCAAAUGGCUGGUUCACCCGUUUCAAGCAACGCUACAACUUGACAUACAAGCGUGUAUGUGGUAGAGACGGCAACGUGUCCCAGCUGGGGGACUGGAAAGCGCGCCUGGCAAAGAUAUUUUCGGACUACCAGCCCAGAGACAUAUACAACGCAGACGAAACUGCGCUCUUUUUCAAACGCACGCCGGAUUACGCCAGCAACGGCCAAUCGGCGGUCUGGGAGAAACAGCCUAAAGAUCGCGUCACGCUGAUGGUGUCGGCGAAUAUGGACGGCAGCGAUAAAGUCCCUUUGUUCGUCGUUGGAAAGUCCCACGAGUGUUUGAAAGGCGUAGAACGUUUGCCUCUGCAAUACGGGCACGAUAAAAAAGCCCGGAUGACUCCCGCCUUGUUCACCACGUGGCUUCAACAGCUGGACCGACACAUGUUCCUUCAACAGCGCAAAAUCGUUGUAAUUGUCGACAACCGCUCGGCCCAUCCACACGUGGAAGGUCUGCGAGCGGUAAAACUGGUCAUCCUCCCCCCAAACUCCACGUCAGCCACCCGACCCGUGACUCGGGAGAUCGUCCGCACGCUGAAAUUUCACUACAGAAAAAUGCUGACCAAGAAAAAGGUGGCAUUCCUCCGAGCUAAUGAAACAUUCACGCCAGAUCUCCUCGGAGCCAUGUACUCACUGAGGAAGGCUUGGGAGACCAUAAAACCGGAAACCAUCCGUAAUUGUUUUUUCCGGGCCUUCACCGCCGACGGCAAAGAUGACGCAAAAGCUUUUGAGGGCUCGCAGCCGGAAGAUGAGGAGGAAGAUGACACGCCCUUUUACUCUGCCACCGGACUGGGCAAGAAAGACUUCAAGGAAAGGUGUAACCCUCGGGAAGAGGAUUUGGAAUGUUCCGGACCCCGCGCCGACGAGGACAUUCUAACGUCUGUGGCAAGGAAGCAGGACGAUACGGUCGAUGCCGAGGACGAAGACACUGACGCCGACUCCACAGCGCCGACCAUGAAAGAUGCGCUACGAGCUGCGGAAGUGCUCCGAAAAUUUGCCAUGGUAAACAACGACGAAGAACUGUUGAAAAACACUGAAAAUGUGAGCGAUAUAUUGCUAAAGAAGCAAUUAAUUAAUUACCAUUAA
This is a messenger RNA of Entelurus aequoreus (snake pipefish), 1488 nucleotides long. Its product is annotated as tigger transposable element-derived protein 4-like. The transcript has a single exon. Gene Ontology annotation, molecular function: DNA binding. Gene Ontology annotation, cellular component: nucleus. Lineage: Eukaryota; Metazoa; Chordata; Actinopteri; Syngnathiformes; Syngnathidae. The record is from RefSeq and is a predicted model, not a curated record. Bases 1 to 1488 code for a protein of 495 amino acids.